Acanthoscelides obtectus is the source of this 256-nucleotide messenger RNA. NCBI's taxonomy places the organism in Eukaryota, Metazoa, Arthropoda, Insecta, Coleoptera, Chrysomelidae. The record is from the annotation of a GenBank genome assembly.
AUGCAGAUAUCUGGAAUACGACUGCCCUUCAUAAUUACUGCGGGAUCAAAUGUAAAUUGCAGGGAUGGUGAUUAUGCUCUGGCUCUGCUGUGCGAUACAGUAUGGCAUACCAGAUGCACGAAUAGUAUUCGGCAGAAGCAAAAGUCCCCAAACAGCUCUAAGAAAGUCAUCAGAAACGUAGCGAUAAUUAUUCAAGCUGGAACAGAGCAGUGUAGUUCUGUACAAUAAUCAAGAAAGUAAACGAGUGAGAGCCGGC